AUGCUUGGAGUAGUCAUUUAAAAAACCAGAAUGGAUGUUAGAAUUGGCAUUUCGAUUAUAAUCAAAAUUAUAUUUUUUGGACUAUGGUUUUAUCAAAGUGGAUAAACAAAAUAUGAAGGAGGGCACUUUGCUACUACAUUAAUCACAUGGGUAGUUUUUCAUAUGUACAUACUUUGUGGUGAGAAGAGUUAUAUAGUGUUUGGGGAGAAUGAUAUAAACAGAAGGAAGAAAGGGUAUAAAUUGAUAGAUUCAGUUUAAUCAGGAAUCCUUAUAAUUUAUUUCUCUGUUUAGGUUUAUGUAAAUAACAAUUAAUCAGUUUUCAACAAUAUUUCAUUGACAUCUUUAUUUAUAGAUAUUGCAUUGAAUGUGGAUUAAUUGUUAAAAUUUGUAGAAAAACAAAAGGCUAUUUCAGCUGGGGUUAUUGUAGAGAAAUAGUUGACUGAAGAUGAAGAACCUAACAUCACAGGUGGAGAGAUUACACUUUACAUAUCAAUGGUUAUUGGGGGUGGACUCGCUAUGGGAGUUGCAAUUGUUAUGAUGACAGAAUUAACAAAUCAUCCAGAAUUAUAAACAUUUCCGUUUUAUACAUGGUCACUUUAUCUUUGUACAAUUGGGGAGGCAUGUUUUAUGAUUUUUGUCUGCUAUUAUUUAAUGCCAAAGGUCAAAAAACCUCCUACAGAUAAUGUUACCAAUAUUAGAAAAUACUUUAGAUGCUACCCAAGCAAACAUUUUUUAUGUAUGAUGUAUGGCUUUUGCAUCGGUCUUUUUAGCUUAUAUUACGCAUUCUUUUUAGGAAUCUAUGGAUUAGGUAAAAUCAUCUAAAAAGUGCUUUAAGUAUGUGGUUGGAUUGCUAAAAAUACAUAAUCCCGAGUUAGUCCAGUAGAGAAUUGA
Paramecium tetraurelia is the source of this 891-nucleotide messenger RNA. RefSeq lists its product as uncharacterized. Lineage: Eukaryota; Ciliophora; Oligohymenophorea; Peniculida; Parameciidae. The transcript has a single exon. The record is from RefSeq and is a predicted model, not a curated record.